AAAAAACAGCAGUCAGUGUUAAGCUGUUGUAUGGGGAGGGUGUAGCAGCCGUUGUGAGAACCGAUUGAAGUGUUUUCAGUUAGAACCAUGUCUAACAGGACCGGAACUUUUAAGAAUCCAUUCCAAAGACCAUGGAUGUCGGAAAGUGGCGCAGCGGCUGCAGCUGGGGGCUCAGGAUCAGUGGGAAUGAAAGGAGUCGUUGCCGGCGGCAUUACUGGUGGCAUUGAAAUUUGUAUUACAUUCCCAACGGAAUACGUAAAAACACAACUGCAAUUAGACGAAAAAGGUGGUACCAAGAAGUACACAGGCAUCGGAGACUGUGUAAAGAAAACCGUGCAGGGCCAUGGUUUCUUCGGGCUGUACAGGGGGCUCAGCGUGCUGCUGUACGGCUCCAUACCCAAGUCUGCCGUCAGAUUUGGCGUAUUCGAGCAAGCUAAACUAUACAUGGUGAACGACAAUGGCACCCUCAGCAACACUGGAAAACUGGCGUGCGGGUUGGCUGCCGGCGUGGCCGAGGCCGUGUUCGCGGUCACCCCCAUGGAGACCGUGAAAGUCAAGUUCAUCAACGACAUGCGGAUGGAGAAGCCCAGGUUCAAGGGCUUCUUCCAUGGCGUGAGGACUAUUGUUAAGGAAGAAGGUGUUGGCGGAGUAUACAAGGGCGUCACGGCGACAAUAAUGAAACAGGGCAGUAACCAAGCCAUCCGGUUCUUCGUGAUGGAGUCUCUGCGAGACUGGUACAAGGGCGGCGACCGCGACAAGCCCGUGCCUAAGUACAUCGUGGGGCUCUUCGGUGGUAUCGCCGGAGCCGCAUCCGUAUUCGGGAACACACCCAUCGACGUCGUCAAAACCCGCAUGCAGGGCCUCGAAGCGUCCAAGUACCGCAGUACAUGGGACUGCUUCAUCAAAACCUGGAAGUCAGAAGGCCCCCUCGCCUUCUACAAGGGCACGGUUCCUCGCCUGAGCAGAGUGGUGUUCGAUGUGGCUAUCACGUUCACUAUCUAUGACAGUAUCAUGGAUAUGUUUAACUAUGUGUGGAAGUAAGGGGUUAUAUUGUGGGGUACGCCUGGUAUAAGUUACAUCAAUGUAUUUUAGCUAUUCUGGCUAUGUUCUGUCAUUAUCAGUUUAAUCACAUCAAGAUAAAGUGAAAGAUAAAUGAUAUUCUAAAGUAUAAUUUAAAAUAUAAUUUUAUUAAGAGCAAAUCAACGAUACAAUAUAUUAUCGUUUCUUUGAUAGUGAUGAAUUAAAAUUCCAAAGAAAACUACACCAUUGUUGUAACUUAUAACAGUGAUAGUGUACACAUUUUUUGGUCUCAAGAGCUCAACGCGAGACUAGUGAUUCUCUAUCCAAACAUUUUUAUGACAUUACAACACAAUGCUUGUAGUUAAAUGCUUUGAAAGAGUAAGGGUUCCUUUUGAUGUGUUUUUCCCGGAUGGGUACUCUUAUUACUCUUAACCCGAUACAGAAUGCUUUAAAACGGACUCGUAAGUUUGAUUUGAGCCUCUUAUAAACGGGUGGUAGUAGCUUGCACUUGUUGUUGAUAUAUUUAUGGAAAGUAAGGCUUACUGAGACACGGGUCUUUUGAUUCUACAAUUAUAAUUUACGUGACAAAUAUUUAAUCCUAAAACAAUUUUUUUAUUACUAUAUUGACUUACUUGUGACAAAAGACCAUUAGGAAUUGAAGAAUCGUUGUAGGAUAUUGCACUAGUGCUUUCGGCGGUAUUUAGCUGUCCGCCCGUUUAUAAAAUUAUAACUUUGGAAAUAGUCACUGUCACAUUUGGAGAGGACUUAGUAGUUAUCGAAUAUGCUAAAGAGAGCUAAAUGUGGUAGAUGAUAUGUUGUAACGCGUAUAGUGAAAAAUACAAUAUUAUCAUUUUUAUCUUCCAGCCAUAACGCCUAAGUAUAACUUGUCAAUAUGAGGUUUUUUUUACACAAUAGAUUAUUCUUAUAUAAUAUUGUAUUUUUUACUAUAUUUUGUGAUAAAACAUGAAGUUAUUAGUCAUUAUCUGCGUAGUUGUACAAAUGUUCAUGCGCUUGACAGAUGUAAGUGAAAUGUAAUCGCGUAUAGUAAGUGUUAUUUUUUUGUAAUAUCAUCGAAAGUAUAUUUUUGUAGGUGUACAGAUAUAAACAGUUUAUGGUGUUGACCGUAUUUAUUACUCAUGACUUUCAGCAGGGUUUCUUGUUUCAUGUAUUUUUUGUUGUUUCUUUGUUUUAUAAAAGUCUUUGAUUAUGUGGUAGCGAGGUUUAUUACAAUGAAAUGUAUUUUGUAUUUUACGAGUUAUUUUUUAAAAUUUUAUGCAGAGACAUGGCAUGUGAUAAUUUAUGUUUAAAACAAAACGAUAUACAUUUGCAGAAUGUAUCCGAAUUUGUAUGUAUUGUGAUGUUUUUAUAACUACAGGUUUUUAUAUAUUUUUUAACGGAACAGUUUCCUAAUAUAAAUAGUUAUAGGUAUGUACAAAUGAUGAAUUCAACGACUACAUAACGAUAUUAGAAUCGUUUAAUUUUAAACCAUUUAUUAGUACCAAUGCAUUUCUUUUUGUACUCCUUCAUUUCUGAUCCUUUAAGACCUCUAGAGCACGAAAUUUGCGAAAUAUCCCCUUUUUAUCAUCAGAAUACCUAUUGGCAAAUCGAGAGGUCUUAUUCGGACAUUCCAUUGAUAUCUGCUUUUAAUUACAAAUAAUUAUAUUAUAUUAUUGUUUUCAUAAUGUUGACAUGUUGCUAUUAUUUAUUUAUUUUCGUUUUUAUGAAAUUAAAAUUGUGAAAUGAAA
Molecule: messenger RNA, 2765 nt
Organism: Cydia pomonella (codling moth)
Lineage: Eukaryota; Metazoa; Arthropoda; Insecta; Lepidoptera; Tortricidae
Gene: sea
Product: putative tricarboxylate transport protein, mitochondrial
Exons: 5
Coding region: 88-1041 (317 amino acids)
Biological process (GO): mitochondrial citrate transmembrane transport
Source: RefSeq, a predicted model, not a curated record